ACACUACUCUACGAUAAUUGACGUAUAUGGUUAGGAAUAUUACAUUAUCGUAAACAUAUAUUUUACAACAUUAUCGUCAAGAAAAUCUGAAACACAAGACAAUAUUAUAAAAAUCAAGGAUGUCAAAGGUACUAGAUGAGGAAUUGAAGCAAGCUUUUGCAAAGUUGCAUGAGAAGAUGGUGGAUACUAAACAGAAACUAAAGUUGGCUGAUAUACAAAUUGAUAAAUUGCGACGUACAAAACAGCGGGCAGAACUCACUACAAAAGAAAUCACCAGCAUUCCCGAAGAUACAAGAGUGUAUGAAUCUGUUGGUCGAAUGUUUCUUUUAGACAGUAUGAAUAACAUUAAAAACAGUUUGGUAAAUAGAAUGAAAACAUCUGAUGAGAAGAUCAAAACGUUAGAAAAUAAUAAGACAUAUUUACAACGAAGUUUAAAAGAAAGCAAAGAUGAAAUAACAGAAAUGAUUCAACAAAAGCAAAAUAAAGAGACUUCUGGUUAAUAUUUUUAUGCAUCAGUGUACGAAUACUAUUUGAGUUUCUUGAUAUUUCUUAAGUUUUUCUGAUUAAUAUUUGGAAUGCAUAUCUGUGAAUAUAGACAGUUAUGAAAAUUUCAUCUGUUGAUUGAAAUCAUGCUUCACAUAUUCAUGCAUUUUUGUAAUGUAACACUUUUUUUGUAUAAUAUAUUUGGAAUAAAAUUGUUUAAUGAGUCAACUA
Messenger RNA from Linepithema humile (Argentine ant), 714 nucleotides. RefSeq names its product prefoldin 1 (gene Pfdn1). Gene Ontology annotation, biological process: protein folding. The record is from RefSeq and is a predicted model, not a curated record. Gene Ontology annotation, cellular component: cytoplasm; prefoldin complex. Gene Ontology annotation, molecular function: protein folding chaperone. NCBI's taxonomy places the organism in Eukaryota, Metazoa, Arthropoda, Insecta, Hymenoptera, Formicidae.